GAUCGCUUCUGGUAUCACGACCAUGCUAGGCGGGGGCACGGGACCAAGCACCGGCACCAACGCGACAACAUGUACACCUGGCAAAACCCAUAUUCGGCAGAUGCUCCAGGCUAUCGAUGAGCUACCUCUGAACUACGGCAUUACUGGGAAAGGAAACGAUGCUGAAAAGAAGCCAUUGCAGGAACAAGUCGAGGCGGGUGUUUGUGGCUUGAAGCUACAUGAAGAUUGGGGUAGCACACCAGCAGCCAUCGACAAUUGUCUCAGCGUGUGCGAUGACUACGACAUUCAGACGCUCAUCCAUACCGACACUCUGAACGAAUCCGGGUUUGUAGAGCAGACGAUUGCAGCUAUCAAAAACAGAACAAUCCAUACAUACCACACCGAGGGGGCUGGCGGUGGACAUGCACCUGAUAUCAUCAGCGUAGUAGAGCACGACAACGUACUGCCAUCGUCGACGAACCCCACGAGGCCGUAUACCAAAAACACUCUGGACGAGCAUCUUGACAUGCUGAUGGUAUGCCACCAUCUAUCCCGAAACAUCCCCGAAGACGUCGCAUUUGCAGAGUCGCGGAUCCGCGCGGAGACGAUUGCGGCAGAAGACGUUCUGCAUGAUCUCGGGGCCAUCUCCAUGAUGUCUUCGGACUCACAGGCGAUGGGCCGUUGCGGCGAGGUCAUCCUGCGAACAUGGAACACGGCGCACAAGAACAAAGUGCAACGGGGAACGCUCAAAGAAGACCAAGGGACCGAUGCAGACAACUUUAGAGUCAAGCGAUAUAUCAGCAAAUACACCAUCAACCCAGCCAUUGCACAGGGCAUGGGUCAUCUCAUCGGCAGCGUCGAAGUAGGGAAAGUCGCAGACCUGGUGGUCUGGACGCCGGCAAACUUUGGCGUCAAACCGAAGCUGGUUAUCAAAAGCGGUUUCUGCGCAUACGCACAGAUGGGUGAUCCUAAUGCCUCCAUCCCCACGGUGGAGCCUAUCAUUAUGCGGCCCAUGUUUGCGCCUCUUGUACCAUCGAGCAGCAUCACGUUUGUCUCGCAGGCGUCGAUUGAUUCCGGCGUGGCAAAGUCGUAUGGGCUGCGGAAGCGCGUGGAAGCUGUGAAGAAUUGUCGGAAGAUCAGCAAGGCCGAUAUGAAGUUCAACGACACGCGGCCAAAGAUGAAGGUAGACCCGGAGAGGUAUACAGUCGAAGCAGAUGGAAUGGUGUGUACGGCAGAGCCGGCAGAGACCCUACCUCUGACGCAAGGAUAUUUUGUCUAUUAG
Messenger RNA from Periconia digitata, 1261 nucleotides. The record is from the annotation of a GenBank genome assembly. NCBI's taxonomy places the organism in Eukaryota, Fungi, Ascomycota, Dothideomycetes, Pleosporales, Periconiaceae.